Molecule: messenger RNA, 2030 nt
Organism: Populus nigra (black poplar)
Lineage: Eukaryota; Viridiplantae; Streptophyta; Magnoliopsida; Malpighiales; Salicaceae
Product: histone deacetylase 19-like
Exons: 8
Coding region: 254-1753 (499 amino acids)
Molecular function (GO): histone deacetylase activity
Source: RefSeq, a predicted model, not a curated record
UCAUAAUUAAAGGAAGGCAGCUCGAUUGGAAGUUAGAAGCACAAAGAGCAGAUGAGAAGCAGUGUUACAUUAUAUGCUUUUUUUGUCUUCUGAAAAUUAAAGGGGAGGUGGUUCUUCUCCGUUGCAGCAGAAAGACCCUCAAGUUUUCCCUUUCCUAUUUUAAGCUGGCAUUAAAUUCAAUUCAAGAUGCAGCAGCAGCAGCAGCACCAACAAGUAUACAGAUCCAUCUAUCCAUAAUAAUUAAUAACUAACAAUGGACACUGGUGGCAAUUCUCUUCCGUCUGCUGCUCCUGAUGGGGUUAAGAGAAAGGUUUGCUAUUUCUACGAUCCAGAAGUCGGCAAUUACUAUUAUGGCCAGGGUCACCCCAUGAAGCCCCAUCGCAUUCGAAUGACCCAUGCUCUCCUUGCCCACUACGGCUUGCUUCAGCACAUGCAGGUCCUCAAGCCCUUUCCUGCUCGUGACCGCGAUCUUUGCCGCUUCCAUGCUGAUGAUUAUGUCUCUUUCCUCCGCAGCAUCACCCCUGAGACCCAGCAGGACCAGCUCAGGCAGCUCAAGCGCUUUAACGUUGGCGAAGAUUGUCCUGUCUUUGAUGGCCUGUACUCCUUCUGCCAGACUUACGCUGGUGGCUCUGUUGGGGGUGCCGUCAAGUUAAAUCACAACCUCUGUGACAUUGCUGUCAAUUGGGCUGGUGGCCUCCAUCAUGCUAAGAAGUGUGAAGCUUCUGGUUUUUGCUAUGUUAAUGACAUCGUGCUUGCAAUCUUGGAGCUUCUUAAAGUGCACGAGCGUGUUCUGUAUGUGGAUAUUGACAUUCACCAUGGUGAUGGUGUGGAGGAAGCAUUUUACACCACUGACAGAGUCAUGACUGUUUCAUUCCAUAAAUUUGGAGAUUACUUUCCCGGCACAGGAGAUAUACGUGACAUUGGAUUUUCAAAAGGAAAAUACUACUCUCUCAAUGUUCCAUUGGAUGAUGGAAUUGACGAUGAGAGCUAUCAUUUCUUGUUUAAACCACUAAUUGGAAAAGUAAUGGAAGUUUUUAAACCGGGUGCUGUGGUUCUCCAAUGUGGUGCUGACUCGUUAUCUGGGGAUAGAUUAGGAUGCUUCAAUCUUUCUAUCAAGGGCCAUGCAGAGUGCGUUAAAUUUAUGAGAUCUUUCAACGUGCCAUUAUUGCUAUUGGGCGGUGGCGGCUACACCAUUCGAAAUGUUGCUCGCUGCUGGUGCUACGAGACUGGAGUUGCACUUGGAAUUGAAGUUGAUGAUAAGAUGCCACAGCAUGAGUAUUAUGAGUACUUUGGUCCAGAUUAUACUCUUCAUGUUGCCCCUAGCAACAUGGAAAAUAAGAAUUCCCACCAGUUACUUGAGGAAAUACGGUCUAAGCUCCUUGAUAAUCUUUCAAAGCUUCAGCAUGCACCGAGUGUCCAAUUUCAGGAAAGACCACCUGAUACUGAGCUUCCGGAGGCAGAAGAAGAUCAGGAUGAUGCAGAUGAGAGAUGGGAUCCAGAUUCUGAUAUGGAUGUUGAUGAUGAACGAAAGCCAUUACCAAGCAGAGUGAAGAGAGAAAUAGUUGAAGCUGAGCCAAAGGAGUUGGAGGGUCAGAAAGGAAGUUCUGAGUAUGCUAGAGGCUUUGAUACAGCAAUAGGUGAAAAUGCAAGUGGAAAGGCUUUGGAUGCUGGUCCUAUGCAAAUUGAUGAUCCAGGUGUGAGAGUUGAACAGGAAAAUGUGAACAAGCAUUCUGAUCAGUUGUACUCCAAGUAGGGGCUAGGUGUGAGAGUUGAACAGGAAAAUGUGAACAAGCCUUCUAAUCAAAUGGAAUCCCAAGUAAAAAGCACCAUUCCACAAACUAUUCCAAGUUUGUGUAUGGUUUUAUCGAGUUAAGCAUAUAUGAUGAGUACAAACUCGGAUCACACAUGAUAAGCUGAAUGGUUUCGUCUCUAAUUAUGUUUUUUUUUAUUAAGGCAUUUUGUAUUGGAUAUUGUGGAAACUUGGAAUUGAAGUUCAAAAAUGGUGAAAAAAAUAUUCUUUGAACUUGUUA